Molecule: messenger RNA, 426 nt
Organism: Rhodotorula graminis WP1
Lineage: Eukaryota; Fungi; Basidiomycota; Microbotryomycetes; Sporidiobolales; Sporidiobolaceae
Exons: 4
Coding region: 1-426 (141 amino acids)
Cellular component (GO): cytoplasm
Source: RefSeq, a predicted model, not a curated record
AUGACCAAGGGCAACGAGACGCACGAGCUGUCGGUCGAGGGCGACAAGGUCCUCGAGCGCACCGAGUCGGGCACGCUCGUCGCAGAGAAGGACUACGACCACGUCGUCCGCGGCUACAAGGCGGCCGAGCACAAUCCUCGCUUCACCGAGCAGACGCACAAGAACGCCGAGCACAUCCGCCACGACCUCGAGGCGGCGCACGACGAGCAGGAGCUUCAGGAGAACCAGCCGCACGACACGCGCCACCACCACUCGGACUCGCACGCCAAGGACAAGCUGCACAAGGGCGAGUCGCACGAGGACGAGGUCCACAGGCACCGCGUCAUCGGCGGCUACAAGGGGACCCUCCACCGCGACGGCGUCUCGGAGGAGGCCAAGGAGCACGCGCGCGAGAAGCUGCGCGAGCUCGGCGAGAACACCGACUAG